AUGGCCGGGGCCAGGGGGCCGAAGGCAGGCCCGUGCAGCGCCCCCUCGCGGUCAGGCAGAGGAGCCCCCCGUUGCUCGGCGCCCCCCGUUGCUCGGCGCCCCCUAGUGGUCAUACAGUGGAGCCCCCUCGCGGUCGGGCAGCGGCGCCCCCCCCGUUGCUCGGCGCCCCCUGGCGGCCAGGCGGCGGCUCUCCCCUGUUGGCGGGGCCGGGCGUCCAGUACGCAGCCUUCCUGCCCCCGUAGCCGCUCAGCCAGCUCCGCCUCGGUCCCUGGCACGCCCAAUCAGCGCCCCCUAGCGGUCAGGCAGAGGCGCCCCCCCCGUUGCUCGGCGCCCCCUGGUGGUCACGCAGCGGCGUCCCCCGGCGGUCAGGCAGCGGCGCCCCCCCCCCCGUUGCUCGGCGCCCCCUGGCGGCCAGGCGGCGGCUCUCCACGUUGGCGGGGCCGGGCGUCCAGUACGCAGCCUUCCUGCCCCCGUAGCCGCUCAGCCAGCUCCGCCUCGGUCCCUGGCACGCCCAAGCGGCGCCCCCUAGCGGUCAGGCAGAGGCGCCCCCCCGUUGCUCGGCGCCCCCUAGUGGUCAUACAGUGGAACCCCCUCUCGGUCAGGCAGCGGCGCCCCCCGCCGCUCAGCCAGCUCCGCCUCGGUCCCUGGCACGCCCAAUCAGCGCCCCCUAGCGGUCAGGCAGAGGCGCCCCCCCCCCCGUUGCUCGGCGCCCCCCGUUGCUCGGCGCCCCCUGGUGGUCAUACAGUGGAACCCCCUCUCGGUCAGGCAGCGGCGCCCCCCGGUGGUCACGCAGUGACGCCCCCCGGCGGCCAGGCCGCGGCUCUCCCCUGUCGGCGGGGCCGGGCGUCCAGUACGCAGCCAACCUGCCCCCGUAGCCGCUCAGCCAGCUCCGCCUCGGUCCCUGGCACGCCCAAGCAGCGCCCCCUAGCGGUCAGGCAGAGGCGCCCCCCCCCCGUUGCUCGGCGCCCCCUAGUGGUCAUACAUGACGCCCCCUGGCGGUCAGGCAGCGGCGCCCCCCCCGUUGGUCGGCGCCCCCUGGCGGCCGGGCGGCGGCUCUCCCCCGUCGGCGGGGCCGGGCGGUGCUGCCCCCUAGCGGCGCCGGCGGCCCUGGCGGUGCCGGGCGUCCAGUACGUAGCCUUGGUGCCCCCGCGGCCGCUCAGCCAGCUCCGCCGCGGCCCCGCUCGGAGCCUGCGGCGGCACGGAGGACGCCGGAGGCGCUUGUCGGGGUUCGUUGGCCCGCGGAGCGUGGAGGGGGCGGGGCGCGGCGGGCGGGGCGCGCGGCGGGCCUCACCUGGUGGCCUUGCGGGCGAAGUAGGAGUGGGCCCAGUGGGGCUGUCGGUGGAGCCAGCCUUCCACACGGCACGAGGGGCCCCGCCCGCACGGACCCCCCCGCCGCCAGCAGUCACCGUCGGCACCCGGACCCCGCCGCCAGCAGUCACCACAGUCGGCACCCGGACCCCGCCGCCAGCAGUCACCACAGUCGGCGCCCGGACCCCGCCGCCAGCAGUCACAGUCGCCGCCCGGACCCCGGCAACAGUCGGCGCCCGGACAACAGCCGUCCGGACCCGGACCCGGCCCCGCCAUGCCCCGACGCCCGUGUUGGCGGCGCAGUACCCGCCCCCGCCUGUGCGGGGCGCAGUUUGGGGCGCCCCACCGCCCCGCCCCGCGCCGCCCCCUCUCGCCGGGUCCCCCCCGUCCGCCGCCUCCGUCUCGUUGGCCUCCCGGGCGGCCAGCUAG
This is a messenger RNA of Tachyglossus aculeatus (Australian echidna), 1737 nucleotides long. Its product is annotated as basic proline-rich protein-like. The record is from RefSeq and is a predicted model, not a curated record. Bases 1 to 1737 code for a protein of 578 amino acids. The transcript has 5 exons. Lineage: Eukaryota; Metazoa; Chordata; Mammalia; Monotremata; Tachyglossidae.